Endocarpon pusillum Z07020 is the source of this 642-nucleotide messenger RNA. RefSeq lists its product as uncharacterized. The coding region runs from base 1 to 642 and encodes 213 amino acids. NCBI's taxonomy places the organism in Eukaryota, Fungi, Ascomycota, Eurotiomycetes, Verrucariales, Verrucariaceae. The record is from RefSeq and is a predicted model, not a curated record. The transcript has 2 exons.
AUGCACCUCCUAAUCUUCCUCAACUCUGCCCUACUUUUGGUUGCGUUUGCCGCCGCAGUUCCAACAAAAACAACCACCUGUACAGAAGAGCCAGCUGCAACCACUUCCUCAGCUGCAAUCAGCUCACCGUCGAUACCAUAUAGUGUUGUUUCCGUUCGAUCUGGAUCUCCAAUUCAUCUGCUUUCUAUGCAAGCCCGCAAUCAAAACUUCUACCUCGGAGGUCUUCCAGGAGCUUACUGCCCUCAGCCUCCUCUAUCGAGCUGUCCUUCGGGGUUUGACACAAUCUUCGCCGGAUUAGGUGGACUGAGCGCACUCGUCCCAGGUGGCCAAGCCAUCUACGCCCGCAGCGAUGGCAGUUUUGGUUUUACACAAGCUCACUCAGCAAGAUACCCUGCAGGAGCCCUUAUUGGUGGUUACCUUACCUACUCCAAAACCGACGGAGCACAGUUUGGAUCGCUAGGGACGCAUGCGUUUGGUGCAACAGGCUUUAUGGCAUGUCCAACUGAAGAUCAAGGCUACCAAGUAUUCGCAGCAGUCGGUAACGCAACGGCACCUGAGGGCGAUCUAGCAGCUUGCCUGGGUUUCGAUGCUUUGACAGUUGAUGAGACGGACUUGGAGAGAGGCGCUUGGCAAUACAUCUGA